This is a messenger RNA of Erinaceus europaeus (western European hedgehog), 2209 nucleotides long. Its product is annotated as H-2 class I histocompatibility antigen, Q10 alpha chain-like. Gene Ontology annotation, cellular component: external side of plasma membrane. NCBI's taxonomy places the organism in Eukaryota, Metazoa, Chordata, Mammalia, Eulipotyphla, Erinaceidae. Gene Ontology annotation, biological process: immune response. The record is from RefSeq and is a predicted model, not a curated record. The transcript has 8 exons. Bases 216 to 1331 code for a protein of 371 amino acids.
AUAUACUGGGCGGGGCCGGGAGGCACAGAGCUGCCCCGGGUUACCGAGCGCUCGCCCACUACUUGGCAUAGCGCCGCGUGGCGCACGCAGUAGGAGUCUGUCCACUGCUGUCCGGAAAAGACGGGCUCCGGGGACCCGGGCCCUGGGGCAGCGCGAGGCUGGCGGUCGGGACUCCCCAGAUCCCUGGAAACGCGCGCGCCUGGCUGCUGCUGCUGAUGAUGGUGCUGUGGGGCCUGGGGCCCCAGGGCUCUGCAGAGAGUCCCUGGGGGCUGCCCGUGGUAGCUGAUGGCCCGUCCUCCUUAGCAAAGGUGGUGAUGGCAGAACUGGCCCACCUGAAAGUAGAUGACAAGCCAUGGCCUGGAGGGACUCACUCCCUCCACUACCACUAUCUGUUCCUGUCAGAACCAGGGCCAGCCCUGCCCCCAUUCCUGGCUGUGGGCUACGUGAACGACCAGCCCUUCAUCCGGUUUGACAGUUAUGAGGGUAGGGCCAAGCCCCUGGCCCCAUGGAUGGCAGCUGUGGACGCCCAGUACUGGGAGAUGGAGACCCAGAAGCACCGGGCCUGGGCGAAGGUGCAACAGGUGGAGAUGUGGAGAGUGAUGGGCUACCACAACCAGAGCAGCGGCACACACACCACCCAGCGCAUGUUCGGCUGUGAGAUCCAGGAGGAUGGUGGCUUCAGCAGUUUCUGGCAGUUUGGCUAUGAUGGGCAAGACCACCUGUCGCUGGACCUGGAGACUCUGAGCUGGGUGUCCUCCCACCCUGUGGCCCUGCAGACCAAGCGCAGGUGGGAGAUGGAGCGCUGCUACGCCGAGUAUGACAAGGUCUACCUAGAAGGCCUCUGCCUCAGCUCCCUGCGCAGGUACCUGGAGCUGGGAGGCCACAGCCUCACUCGCAGAGAGCCACCCACAGUGCAGGUGACAAGGCACUUGGCCCAGAACAGGGACACCACACUGAGGUGCUGGGCAUGGGGCUUCUACCCCCGGGACAUCUCUGUGAGCUGGUGGCUGGGCGAGGAGGAGCUGAGCCAGGAGACCGAGUGGGUAGAGACGCGGCCCAGCGGGGACGGCACCUACCAGACGUGGGCUGCUGUGCGGGUGCCUCAGGGGAAGGAGACUCAGUACAGCUGUCGGGUGCAGCAUUCUGGCCUGAGCCAGGCACUGACUGUGGCCUGGGAAUCGCCCUCUCCUGCUGGCCUCAUUACCACAGUUCUCUUCUCCAUUCUGGCCACUGUCUUACUAGGAGUUGGAAGCCUCAUCUUGGUCAAAUGGUGUCGGCAUGCCAGGAAUAAGGAGCCUUACCAACAAGCCCCAGGUGGAGAGUCACCUUAAUUCCAAAAACCUUCCAAGAGCAGGUUUAGCUCAGCUCCUCUGCUAACUGAUGUGGGUGGUGUCUGGGAACUGGUGGAUUACUAUCAUGUGUGAUCUUACUGAGAAGGGUCGCUGCCAAACUGAGCCUUCCUCCAGCCCAUCAGCAGUCUCCUGCGGAGUGAUCUGUGCUUCUAAGGCAGCUUUUCCAGCUUGCUGAAGUCCUUUCAGAAGAGACACUGUUUCCUGUUUGGGACUGAAGGGGACGGCAGUAAUAACUCCUAAGGUCCAUCUCAUACCCGACAGUUUGCAGACUGAUUUUAUGUCAAGUGUAAAUCCCACUGGAGCCUCUUGGGCACCCUGUGAGUUUGGCACUGUUAACUCUCAUCCCCACCUCCCCAACAUGGACACCGAAACUCUGGGCCGUCGAGCAAGAACCAAAACAAAGAGCCAUGGGAGAGCAUCCUGAACCCAUCUGCAGCACCAGGAACAAACAGUUAAAUGCCUACCUUUUGAUAUGUAUGCUCUUAUAUGAACGUUUGAGAGAUUCACGUUUGUAAAGAUUAGAAUAGGGGGCAGGGGGCUGUGGAUGUGUGUUGUAUGGUAAGGACUCAAGGGUAUGUGUGUGGUUGGGGGCUGGGUAAGGACGUGAAGGUGAGGGUGCGUGGCUGUGGCCGUCAUUGUCACAUGACCUUGCUACCUGCUGUUACAUAAAAGAAGUCAGAGGGACAGGUGCCCAGGAUCCCCCUUGGCCACUGGAGGCUGGCAACCAGCACUAUCCAUGUUCCCCUUCCAGUCCUUUCCAAUGACCUGGAUGUUUACAAUGAGUACCUGUUACUGGGAAUACAACACAAGGAAUUCAGUAAGUGUUUGAAUAAUAAAGAUGUUUUAUUUUUAUAGUU